This is a messenger RNA of Adineta steineri, 1110 nucleotides long. NCBI's taxonomy places the organism in Eukaryota, Metazoa, Rotifera, Eurotatoria, Adinetida, Adinetidae. The record is from the annotation of a GenBank genome assembly.
AUGUUUUAUACAAUCUAUUUAUUUUAUUCUAUUCUUUUACAUUGGACCAUUGCUACGCCUCAUAUUAACCUCUAUUAUACAGACAAGAUAAUUGAACAUGAUGAUGAUGUAUUACAACAUAAUUGUAUAUAUAUUCCUCUGUUUUGGCAACCACGAGAUGGAGAUCAUGAAGCAAUCUCUUAUUGUAUGAAUGAAUUACCAUCAAAAUUUAAUAUUCUGGAAGAUGAUUUCUUACCAAAGUUUACGUUUGCUGAACUAUCCAGAGAGAAUAUAACCAGUCAACAACUAUAUCUUUGGUCAGCACCUAUAGAUGUUGUUGAACAUUAUGAAUUCUAUUUGAAUCAAUCAUUAACAUCACCUGAUCAUACAUUAGCAAAAGAAAUCUUCUAUAAUUGUACAUUGCCUAGAUUUGGUCCGAUGUGCCAGUACGAAUUACCUUAUGAUAAGCUAGACUCCGUAUCGUUACAUGAAUUCAACCUAUAUCUUGGUGGAUUUCAUAAUCGUGAUUCAACUAAUUUAACCUGUUAUAUUUAUAUACCAUGUGAUCGUGGCCCGUUUCCAUCUUGUUUAGAUUGGACUGAAGUUUGCGAUGGAAAAUUCGAUUGUCUCAAUGGAAACUUUGAUGAAGAAUAUUGUUCGCAAUCGGAAAUUACUGAAUAUAAAGAUAAUGAAUUUCGAGUAGAUGCAGAACAAAGUGUAUCACAAUCAUUGUAUUCACAGGAUUACUCUAGUACUGAAAAUCUUUUCGAUUCUGUUAGCGACUAUACUGAAUGGUCUCGCAAAUAUGAUGGAUGUAUUGGAAAUGAACCGUCAUUGAAAUGUGAAGAUUACAUAUGUAAAAAUAUACCAUUAACAAGUUCCUGUUCGACACAACGUCAGAAACGAUUACUAGAAGCAAUAUUUUCCAUCAAAAAUCAAAAUGUAUCUGAUCAUUGUUGGUCAGCAUUCAAAUGUAUUAUUAUAUCGAAUGGUUUGAUCUCAAUUUGUAAUGAUUUUUGUAACGGUGAAGAUUGUAUUAAAAUCAUUGAAAAUGAAUGUCCAGAUAUGUUUUAUUUUCCUGCUGUUCCAGUUCUCUUUGGUCACAUUUAUCUGGCUUAUGAAAAAAAAUGA